Messenger RNA from Eurypyga helias (sunbittern), 2199 nucleotides. RefSeq names its product pinin, desmosome associated protein (gene PNN). The record is from RefSeq and is a predicted model, not a curated record. The transcript is spliced from 8 exons. NCBI's taxonomy places the organism in Eukaryota, Metazoa, Chordata, Aves, Eurypygiformes, Eurypygidae. Gene Ontology annotation, cellular component: catalytic step 2 spliceosome. The annotation marks the transcript as partial.
GCCCCCUCAGAGCAGACUGUUGGCCCUCGCAGGCUCGGGUGGAGGUAGAGGGCGCGGGAGCUUAUUGCUAAGGCGUGGAUUCUCGGAUAGUGGAGGAGGACCCCCAGCCAAACAGAGGGAUCUUGAAGGGGCAGCCAGUAGGCUGGGUGGAGAACGUCGGACAAGGAGAGAAUCACGCCAAGAAAGCGACGCAGAGGAUGAUGAUAUUAAAAAGCCUGCGUUGCCAUCUUCUGUUGUUGCUACCUCCAAAGAGCGAACACGUCGAGACCUUAUACAAGAUCAAAAUAUGGAUGAGAAAGGAAAACAAAGGAAUCGGCGUAUAUUUGGCUUGUUGAUGGGCACUCUUCAAAAAUUUAAGCAGGAGUCCACGGUUGCUACUGAGGGGCAAAAGAGACGAAAAGAGAUCGAACAAAAACUUGAAGUGCAGGCGGAGGAAGAAAGGAGGCAGGUUGAAAACGAAAGGCGCGAACUCUUUGAAGAGAGACGGGCUAAACAGACUGAGCUGCGGUUGCUGGAGCAAAAGGUCGAGCUUGCUCAGCUGCAAGAAGAAUGGAAUGAACAUAAUGCUAAAAUAAUUAAAUACAUAAGAACGAAGACAAAACCCCACUUAUUCUACAUCCCUGGCAGAAUGUGUCCUGCUACCCAGAAGCUGAUGGAAGAGUCACAGAAAAAGAUGAAUGCACUCUUCGAAAGCAGGCGAAAUGAAUUUGCAGAGCAAAUUAACAAAAUGGAGGCCAGGCCCAGAAGACAAUCUGUGAAGGAAAAAGAACAGCAGGAGGUGCAGCGUGAAGAAAAGAAGGAAGAACAGAACAAGGAGCAGGAAGAGGGUAAGGCGGCUCAGCAGGUGGAAGAGUUGGAGACAGGUAAUCAGCACAAUGAUGUAGAAAUGGAGGAGGUAGGGGAGGAAAAGGGAAAAAUAGGUUCAGGGCAUAGCGAUGCAGAGAAAGAACAGGAGGAGGAUGAACAGAAACAUGAAAUGGAGAUUAAAGGUGAAGAGACGACUGAGGUGAGGGAGAAUGACAAGCAAGAGGAUGGUCAGCCUGAAGAGGUCACAGUUGUAAAAGAGGAAAAUGAAAACAUUCAGCCAGUGGAUAAUGAGCAGGAUAUGGCUGAAAUGAAUGAGGCAGAUAGUGUAGAACCUGUAGAGAAUGAAAAUGGCAAAGAAGUGGAACCAGUAACAGAGUGUGACGCUCAGCCAGAAAAAGUGUGUAGCGUUCCUUCUCCUGAGAAGGAGAAGGGCGUCAAACCAGAAAUGGAAGCUGAGCCUGAAGAAAAACAGGAGAAGGCACCUGAAGCUAAGCCAGAACCUGUGGCUGAGGCUGUGUCUCAGCCGCAGUCUGUGCCACUGCCACAGUCACCUCAGUUGUCUCAGUCCACUCAGGAUAUAGAGCCCCAGCCAGACAAGGAUGAAAACGCGAUGGUGUCUGUAAAGGUGGUUGAGGCACAGACAGAGCAGAGUCAGACACCAAGUGCAGAAGUUAAGAAUAAGACUAGGAGCAGGGGGAGGGCAGGGAACAAAACUGGUAAGAUUCACAGCCGUAGCAGCAGCAGCAGUAGUAGCAGUAGUACUUCAAGCACUACUACUAGCGGAAGUAGUUCCAGCACUGGCAGCAGUAGCAGUCGGAGUAGUUCCACCACCAGCAGUACUACAAGUGGAAGUACUAGCAGGGACAGUAGCAGCAGUAGCUCUAGUACUAGUGAAAGUAGAAGUCGAAGCCGAGGAAGAGGGCAUAACAGAGAGAGAAAACACAGAAGGAGCACGGACAGGAAGCGAAGGGAUGCUUCAGGAGUAGAUAGAAGUCACAAGUCCUCAAAGGGUGGGAGUAGAGAUACCAAAAGCUCAAAGGACAAAAGUUCAAGAUCUGACAGGAAGAGGUCUAUAUCAGAAGGUAGUCGGUCAGGCAAGAGAACUUCCCGGAGUGAAAGAGACCGUAAAUCAGACAGGAAAGACAAAAGGCGUUAACAGAAGAGACCAAGCUUCCUUAGCCUAAUCUUUGCAGCGGAAGAUUAUUUGAGUGAAAGGAUUCCUUGUAAGGAGGAGGAGAAGGCUGCCUUAAGAAUUGCAUGCUGUAAAAAAUCUUUUGGAAAAAUGCAGACUGUUUACCAGGCGUUCUUGUACUUUUUACAUAAUUUUGUAAAAGGUUACUUACCAAAAUUAUGUGAAGUUCCUGAAAAUGUACAAAUAAAAGUUUAACACUC